CAAUCACAAUCAAUAACUCAUUACUGACUAAGUCAAAUGGCAACAAAGACAAGUUUUCUCCCCACCAAAAGGUUGCAUUCAGCAGUUGCAUCAAGAAAAUAUUUUUGCUUAAACUUCACGACUUAGACAAAAUAAGCCUCCAAUUCAAUUCCCUCUCUGCAAAUGGAGUUCCUCUAUGCAGCUCUCUAUCUCUUAGCUAUCUCCAGAUUCUCUUUUGCAGAUGACAAACUUUCUUCAAACCAAACUCUUGCUGAUGGAGACUUCUUAAUCUCUCCAUCCCAAACAUUCGAGCUCGGAUUCUUCUCUCCGGGCUCAUCCACCUCCAGAUUCUUGGGAAUACGGUACAAGGCCACACCAGACAUCGUAGUUUGGGUUGCAAACAGACAAAAUCCGAUCACCGGCCUCAACGGAGUUCUAACUUUAUCCGCAACUGGCAAUCUGAUCCUCACCUCAGCACAAGGUCCAGCCAUUUGGUCUUCCAAUUCCUCCACAGCAGAAUCAAAUCCAGUUUUGCAGCUCCUGAAUUCUGGAAACCUUGUCGUUGCCCUAAAUUCGUCGUAUAUUUGGCAGAGCUUCGAUCAUCCAGGCGACACUAGGCUCCCGGGAAUGACACUAGUGCAAGACCUUAGCACUGGAGAUGGUAAAUAUUUGACAUCAUGGAAAAGUGGUGAUGAUCCAUCCAUGGGAGAGUUCAGUUACAAAAUACAAAACCUAGGAUUAUCUCAAACUAUAAUUGCCAAAGGGAAGGAGAUCUUAAACAGGGUUGUGUUUUGGAAUGGGAACUUUGUUGGAUAUCCAACUUCACAAGAUCCAGCUUGGAGAGUUGAAGUGGUAACCAACAAGGGUAGGCUGGUCUCAGUUCAUCAGCCUUAUUAUGAUUCAGUUCAUGCCAGAUUAACCAUGAAUUAUUCGGGUUUUCUCCAGCGAUACGUGAUGAACGAGAGGAAAGAUGGAUGGAUUCUCAUGAUUGCACUCCCUAAUGAUCAGUGUGAUGGUUAUGAUGUGUGUGGUAGCAAUGGCAUCUGCAAGAUUUACGAGAAUCCAGUGUGUGAGUGUCUGAGGGGGUUUCACCCUGCAUCCGAGAGCGAAUGGAGCGUGUUCGAGUGGAGAGGAGGCUGCACCAGGAAUCUGUCAUUGGAUUGCCAGACAGAAGAAGGCUUUCUUGAGGUUAAAGGAAUCAAGUUCCCUGAUUCACUCAAUUUUCAGUUGAACACUAGCAUGACUAGUGAGGAAUGUCGCGCUGAAUGCUUCAAGAACUGCAACUGCACGGCUUAUGCUGAUCCAUUCUUCAGCAAUGGGAGCAGCUGCAUGAUGUGGUUUGGGGACUUGAUUGAUAUGAGGGAGUACACUACACAAUCUGGUCCUGCACCGAGCAUCCACAUUCGUGUGCCUAUCUCUGAACUCGAUAAUGAGGGGAAAGGAUUAUCAAGGAAGGCAAUCAUAGUUAUAGCUACUCUUUCUACUUUGGCGAUGCUUAUCUUGGGCGUGGCUGUUUGGGGCGUAUUUAUGAGGAUCAGGCGCAAUAGACGAGGUUACAUCAAACGACUAGAUUCUAAAAUGGCAGCUGAGGAAUUAGAGUUACCUAUCUUUGACUUGGCAACCAUUGAAGCAGCCACGGAUAGUUUCUCGGAACAGAACCUGAUCGGCCAAGGUGGAUUUGGUCCUGUUUACAAGGGAAACCUUUCAGCAGGAGUAGUAAUCGCAGUUAAAAGGAUGUCGAAGAUUUCUGGACAAGGCCACGAAGAAUUUACAACUGAAAUCAACUUGAUAGCAAAGCUUCAGCACAGGAACCUUGUAAGGAUUUUGGGGUGCUGCGUUGAAGGGGAGGAGAAAAUGCUGAUCUACGAGUACAUGAUAAACAGAAGCUUGGAUCAUUUCAUUUUUGCUGCAGAUCAGCGAAGAAGGGCGCUGCUGAAUUGGCCAAAGCGGUUUGAGAUCAUAAUGGGGAUUGUACGAGGCCUUCUAUACCUCCACCAUGAUUCCAGGCUCAACGUGAUCCACAGGGACCUGAAAACGAGCAACAUUUUGUUAGAUGAGAACCUGAACGCGAAGAUUUCAGACUUUGGUUUAGCAAGAAUGUUUGAAGGAGAUCAAACGAUAUCAACAACAACAAGAGUUGUUGGAACAUAUGGUUACAUGGCUCCAGAGUACGCGUUUGAUGGAAAGUUCUCCAUCAAGUCGGAUAUAUACAGCUUGGGCGUUAUGAUCUUGGAGAUCGUCAGUGGACAGAAGAACAGAGGCUUCAAGCAUCCAUCAUGCUACAAGAACCUUCUAGAGCAGGCAUGGCAUUUCUGUAAGGAAGGGAGGGAGUUGGAAAUGAUGGAUCCGUGCUACAAGAAUUCGUACGUGGAAUCCCAGGUGAAGAGGUGCAUUCAAGUCGGGUCAUUGUGCGUACAGAAUGUGGCAGAGGAAAGGCCAAUGAUGCCAGCUGUGGUGCUCAUGCUGAGUACUGAGGACGCGGUCUUGCCUCAGCCCAGGAAGCCCGGUUUUUUCUUGCACGGGGACUCCAGUAUUUCGCAUAGCAAUGCUUCAGGAAGUACUGGCGGCGCAGUGACCAUAACUGACAUAGAAGCGAGGUAGUUACUGAAGGAGGAGGAAAUGCAGCAUUGUGAACUAUAGCAAACCAAAUUUUGUGUACAUAUGUUUAUUGGAGUGUUGGGAUGAUCUUCAGAUGUAUGCAUAUCAGAUUACUACGUCAUUCUAUUCAAAUAUGAUGAAUCCAUUUUCAGACUUAAA
Salvia splendens (bonfire salvia) is the source of this 2736-nucleotide messenger RNA. Its product is annotated as G-type lectin S-receptor-like serine/threonine-protein kinase At4g27290. The record is from RefSeq and is a predicted model, not a curated record. The coding region runs from base 163 to 2580 and encodes 805 amino acids. Gene Ontology annotation, cellular component: plasma membrane. NCBI's taxonomy places the organism in Eukaryota, Viridiplantae, Streptophyta, Magnoliopsida, Lamiales, Lamiaceae. Gene Ontology annotation, molecular function: protein serine/threonine kinase activity; ATP binding. Gene Ontology annotation, biological process: protein phosphorylation; recognition of pollen. The transcript has 7 exons.